Seminavis robusta is the source of this 1260-nucleotide messenger RNA. The record is from the annotation of a GenBank genome assembly. NCBI's taxonomy places the organism in Eukaryota, Bacillariophyta, Bacillariophyceae, Naviculales, Naviculaceae.
AUGGAUCCAGCUCCAAAGAAGCAAAAGGUAGAUCAGGACGAUCCAGACUUGGCCAAGAAAACCCUCGAGAAAUAUUCCGAGUUUUUCUUCUCAGGAAACCCUAACAACAUCAAACUGCCCAACGCCUACAACGUGGAGCGUCUUGGCUACCCAGGCAGGCCUGCAGGUAUGACCCUUGAUAUUUAUGGAAAACUUACAUAUCCCGCACAAUACUUUCUUGCAGAAGCUGGUAGGAUUGCCAGCUGUCUCAUGUACGAGCCGCACAGAGGGUACAUUCUCCCAAUUCUCGAUGAAGCCCACAUUUUUCAAAGCUUGGACACGCUUAUGCAUCCAAAGCAUAUUGGUGACAACACACUGCAUAGAUUGGUCCCGGGAUUUCCGGACUAUGAAAAGAUUCCAGACCACAUUAAAAAGAAGGAUGAUAUCUAUUUGCGACCCCGUGACAAAGACAGCGACGAUGAUCAUAAGGAAGAGGGGAAAGAAAUCGAAGGGAAAUGCAAGGAAGGGGGGGAACAGCAAACUCAGAAAGAGUGUUCCAAUGAGAAGAAAGAUGAAGGGGAGGAUCCAGAUCGCCUCAUUCGCGCUGCUGCAAAAGCUGGAGUGUACCGGUAUUUUAUGAAUGAUCUGAGACCAUUUAGUAGUCGCCCUUGCGACGAUGACAGGGAAGCCCACUGUGACUAUCUGGAGCUUUUGUGCGAAAAGUCGACAAGAGCCUUGAUGGAUCAGCUUACCCCAAACGACAAGGCCCAAAUUGAUGCAGCCCUCGGCCAAGAGUACAAUCCAGACGUUCUGGACAUGACCAUGGAAUGCACAGGAGCAGAGGAAUUUGACAAAGUUUUCCCUCUUCCUCCUCCCGAGUUUCGUCUGGAUGUUGCGGAAGUGCUCCCAUUGGUUCAUCGUUGGAUGAUGGAAAGGUUGUGCACACAGCUACUUACUCCACGAGCCGCCGCAAUCUUGACCGCUGCAUUGAGCGCAGUCCUGUACCAGGCCCACCUCAAGAAUUUAGAAGAGGAAUCUGACGAAGAAAGUGGCGCAGAAGGUGAUUCGGAGAGUGAGGAAGGGAGCCAUGUUGAUGGCGUAUCAGAAGCGGAGGAUGGUGCAGAAAGCGAUGGCGCGGAAAGCGAUGGCGCCGAGAGCGAUGGCGCAGAAAUCGACGAUGCCACGGGUGAUGGCGCAGAAAGUGUCGACGCCAAGAGCGAUGGUGCAGAAAGCGAUGCAGAGGCAGAGGACGCUGCCAUUCAGGAGCACAAAGCUUGCUGA